Messenger RNA from Nezara viridula (southern green stink bug), 291 nucleotides. NCBI's taxonomy places the organism in Eukaryota, Metazoa, Arthropoda, Insecta, Hemiptera, Pentatomidae. The record is from the annotation of a GenBank genome assembly.
AUGGUUACUAAUGCAGAAAGUAAACCUUCCCAGGAGUUCUGCCCAGGACCUCCUCCUCAUCCUGCAGACUUUGUCCUUACAGCCUGCGAUGGAGCAAUUAUUGAUCAGUUUGGCUAUGAGAGAUUUAUCAGAGCCUUUGACGAAAGAAUGGGGUGGAUCCUAUCCGAGGAAGAAGUUGUAAGGGACCGACUGUCAAAGUUGCCCUGGUUGAGCAAACACCGGCUGAGUGGUAGGGAUACCGUAGGGAGAGCCGUCAGCCCUAUCGAUGUUAUAUCGUCCUGUCUUCCCUAA